This is a messenger RNA of Harpegnathos saltator (Jerdon's jumping ant), 1272 nucleotides long. RefSeq lists its product as uncharacterized. The coding region runs from base 194 to 1102 and encodes 302 amino acids. The record is from RefSeq and is a predicted model, not a curated record. The transcript is spliced from 6 exons. NCBI's taxonomy places the organism in Eukaryota, Metazoa, Arthropoda, Insecta, Hymenoptera, Formicidae.
AAUUCAUCGUUCGUGCUUGCUUACUAUUUGAAACUUCAAAACUUGUAUGACAGACACAGCGUCGCGUUUUACCUGCUGAUAUUUUUUACGAAAUGGCGAAAGAUGAAUAUCACCGUUGAGAUAAUUAGAAGCUUUUAUACAAUUCCCGUAGGUUGAAUAUUUUCUUUGGGCUUUGCCGAUACAAUUUGCCACUAUGAAUAACGCGAAGGAUGUCAUGACAAAUAUAUACGAUGUUUUGCUGCAACUACGAUACCCGCACAUCAGUAAUGUUGAGUCGAAGGACGUGGGUACGACAAUACUCAAGGAUGAGAAUCGCGUGUGCUUGCUCUCGUGGCUUCUGACGCAGAAAUUGCCAGCUAUCGCUGUUCAAUUGGGGAAAUUAAAGGACACUGCUUUGGAAGAUCAGCUAUUUGAAUAUUACUCUCAGAUUGGGAUCUGCAACAACAAGGAUUUAUUGCUGGGUAAAUGUCCAAUGAAGGAACAGCUUCCAACUUUGAGAUUAUUAUUAGAUUUUAUGAAAAAGGUACACCUAGAGCCUUGUGUCAACACAACUGAGACAGAAGAAGAAUCACUCAUGGAUAUUGUUAAGAUGUAUACAGAUGAUGCCGAUCAAGCACCUUAUUUUUUAGUUAAGCCAAAAUUAAGUUAUGCAGAAGCUAACAAAUAUUUUGAAGAAAGUGAGGAAGAACUACUUGGCAAUAACCGUGCAGAUGCAAAAUCUAAUAUACCUGAUGACACAUGUACAGAGGUCGACGAUAUAUUGGUCAGUGAAGAAAAAGAAGAAAGGGAAGAAAAGGAUGCACUGUUUUACAAAGAAGAGGAAAAGUUCAUAGAAGCGUUUGAGACUGUUUCAUCUUGGCCAGUGCAAUCCAGGAAUUUGGACGAGACUGUGACUAACUCUAUUCGCUCAGAUAUCAAGAAGAUAUGCUCUAAUUUUUUCACUUUAAAGAAGGUGCUACAGGCGAAAAACGAAAUAUCAAAUGUAGACUUAACAAGAAGAUUACUCGAAACCGCUACACCAUUAAGCACGACAAUCGAAGAUAUAAUUGUUUAUAACGAGGAACUCGAAAACCUAGAUCUGACUGGCAAUAGUGCUAAUUAAUUUUACAUUUAUAAUUGUACAAUCUAAUCUAUUCCAGAUGUAAUUAUUUCACAUAACUUAUAUGGUCUACAUAUUUGUAAUAUAUAAAAAUAAUUGUAUACCUGUUUGCAGUUGCAUAAUGAGCAUUGUAGGAAUUCUUGUAAAAAUUGCUCAAAACUACUCUAAUGAUC